Pangasianodon hypophthalmus (striped catfish) is the source of this 2018-nucleotide messenger RNA. It is a transcript of the gene fbxl3a, whose product is annotated as F-box and leucine-rich repeat protein 3a. The record is from RefSeq and is a predicted model, not a curated record. Gene Ontology annotation, biological process: positive regulation of protein ubiquitination; SCF-dependent proteasomal ubiquitin-dependent protein catabolic process. Gene Ontology annotation, cellular component: SCF ubiquitin ligase complex. Gene Ontology annotation, molecular function: protein binding. The coding region runs from base 374 to 1666 and encodes 430 amino acids. NCBI's taxonomy places the organism in Eukaryota, Metazoa, Chordata, Actinopteri, Siluriformes, Pangasiidae. The transcript has 5 exons.
UAUUCAGGUACACAUCUCCCAUGAUCCUUCGCUCUCCGUCCCAAAACAACAACAACGCCAUUUUUAGAGAUCCAAGGCACCUGAAGAUUCAUCGCGUCAGACAGCUCGAGUGCAGGAAUUAGGUCAUUUCACAGUGACACACAGAGAGAGAGAGAAAGAGAGAGAGGGAGGGAGAGAGAGAGAGAGAGAAAGAGGUGGUAAUAAGAAAUGAAAACGUUGUUUAAAGUUGUUUAAAGCAGCUUAGCUAACCAUAAGCUUCAAAUGCGCCACAUCUUGCUGGUUCAGAUGUUUAGGAGCGCGAGCCCAGGCUUAUAGCAACACUGGCUCUUCACUGCUUCAGCAAGACAUCUCUACUGACCAAACGGCAAUCAGAAUGAAAAGAAGAUUAAUCAGACACAAAGAGGCCAGCGGCUCGUCCUGUGAGGAGCGGAUGGAGGUUUGCAAGAAAGUUAGACGUCCCAGCGAGGACUGUGGAGAUGUGGCGUCCUGGGCAUGGUUACCGCAGGAGAUCCUGCUGCGUGUCUUUCAGUACUUGCCCUUGCUGGAUCGAGCCUUUGCCUCUCAGGUGUGCCGUGGCUGGAAUGAAGCUUUUCACAUGCCUGAGCUCUGGAGAUGCUUCGAGUUCGAGCUCAACCAACCUGCAAGCUCCUACUUGAAGGCCACCCAUCCUGAUCUCAUCAAGCAGAUCAUCAAGAAGCACUCGAAUCAUUUACAGUAUGUCAGUUUUAAGGUGGACAGCAGUACAGAAUCAGCAGAGGCAGCCUGCAACAUCCUGUCUCAGCUUGUAAACUGCUCGAUAAAGACCCUCGGCCUCAUUUCCACAGCACGUCCAAGCUUCAUGGAGUUAACAAAGUCCCACUUCAUUUCUGCACUGACUGUGGUGUUUGUCAACUCCAAAUCUCUGUCGUCACUCAAGAUAGACGACACGCCUGUUGAUGACCCAUCACUCAAGGUCCUGGUGGCCAACAACAGUGACACACUCAAACUGCUAAAAAUGAGCAGCUGCCCCCAUGUCUCUCCUGCUGGAAUCCUGUGUGUUGCAGAUCAGUGCCACGGUUUGAGGGAGCUGGCACUGAAUUACCACUUGCUGAGUGACGAGCUCCUCCUUGCGCUUUCCUCAGAGAAACAUGUGCAUCUGGAGCACCUGCGCAUCGAUGUUGUGAGUGAGAACCCAGGUCAGCAGUUUCACAACAUCAAAAAAAGCAGCUGGGAUGCCAUGGUGCGCCACUCGCCCAAGUUCAACCUCGUCAUGUACUUCUUCCUCUAUGAGGACGAGUUUGAGCCCUUCUUCCGGGAUGAGAUUCCUGUCACACACCUCUACUUCGGUCGUUCAGUCAGUAAGGAGGUGCUCGGGCGCGUGGGCAUGAACUGCCCUCGCCUUGUGGAGCUGGUGGUGUGUGCUAACGGCUUGCGUCCUCUGGACGAGGAGCUGAUUCGCAUCGCUGAGCGCUGUACACAGCUGUCGGCCAUCGGCCUGGGCGAGUGCGAAGUGUCCUGCAGCGCCUUUGUGGAGUUUGUGAGGAUGUGUGGGAGACGCCUCACACAGCUCUCCAUCAUGGAGGAGGUGCUCAUCCCUGACCACAAGUACAGCCUGGAUGAAAUCCACUGGGAGGUUUCAAGACACCUCGGCCGUGUCUGGUUCCCGGAUAUGAUGCCUACAUGGUAAGGCAUUUACAAACUUGUUCGAGCGCCAGAUUAUUAUAUUCAUUACCAGCACAUCAAGCCUAUUACUUUACCCUGUAAGGCAGUUGGCAGGAUACAUCAGUGGUGUUUUGGUAGUACUAACAAAAGUGUGUCAGGAGUUUGAGGACACAGUGGUGUAAACACUUUAUUAGUAUAGUAUGGCUUUUUUUUUCUUUUCUGUAUACCUAUGUCUAUAUGCUGACAAUCAUGAAAGAAUAAGCUUUUAUCUAUCUCAUCACUGAAGCCACAGCUGUAUUAUCACAAUUGUACAAUGCAGUGUGGUUCCUUUAUGUAGCUAUAUAUUUCACCUUUUUAGUUUUUUUUUUUUUUUUUUU